Danio rerio (zebrafish) is the source of this 528-nucleotide messenger RNA. The record is from RefSeq and is a predicted model, not a curated record. NCBI's taxonomy places the organism in Eukaryota, Metazoa, Chordata, Actinopteri, Cypriniformes, Danionidae.
AUGGGGAAGAUCAUUUUCUACGAAGACAAACAUUUUGGGGGUCAUCAGUAUGAAUGCAUUGAUGACUGUGCAGAUAUGCUUUGCUAUCUUCACCGCUGUAAUUCUAUCAAGGUGGAGAGUGGAUGCUUCAUGAUCUAUGAACAACCCCAUUACAAAGGCCAUCAGUUCCUCGUCCGUAAAGGAGACUACCCAGAGUUUGAAAGCUGGUUGGGUAAAAAUGACUCCGUCUGCUCCUGCCAUGUUAUUCCUAUGAUAGAGGGAUCGUCCCAUGAGGUCAAGCUCUUUGAGAGAAUGGAGUAUGGUGGUCAAAUGAUGGCUCUUGCGGACGACUGUCCCAAUGUGAUGGAUAUGUUCCAAAUAAACCAUGUGUACUCCUGCAAGGUGUCUGGGGGAAGCUGGCUCUUCUUUGAGCAAUCCAACUAUAAAGGCAGGAUGUACCUCAUACGGCCUGGAGAUUACACCAGAUUUACUGAAUGGGGUGGCAUAAAUGCCCGUGUGGGUUCCAUCAAACGAAUAAUGAAUUACUAA